GAGUUCAGCCACCAUGGCCAGUGAGGAAUGUAAAACUGUUGCUCCCAUAAAGACGGCCGUGAGGAGCGUCACCAAAGCAUCUGACGUCAGGGAAGACAAUGCUUUGUUCUUGCAGCCAUACAGUAACUGGGAACAGUUCCUAAUGCCUGGCCCACUCUCUGUAGCCAUUUUAGGUGAAAUAAUAUUCCUUUCCGCAGGACAAGACUUUGCAAUUGACAAGGGUAUGCCCAAGGAAGGAUUUAAGUUCAUGAAAUAUCCCAAAUCAUUCCGUACCUCUUUAGUGCAAGUGAGCAAUGAGGGCUGGGAGGCUUUUCAGAUAGCUCACAAGAACAUGGACCAAAUCCGGCUUCUCUCUGUGACAGUUCCGACUGACAUGAAGGAUGUUGUGAAGUUCUUCAUGCAGAAGAAUCCAAAGUACACUGAAGAUUUCCUCCCGAUCCCUCUGAACAGCAUCAAAUCUACUACAGAUAAAUGCUUGAAGCUUUCCACGGUUGUGGAGGAGAAAUUUAAUGCAGUCAUCCGUCUGAUCAAUGAACUACUGGAGGCCUGUACAAGUUCCAAAGGAGAUUAUGAUAAACAAUUACAUGAAAUACAAUUUGAAAAGGAACGUGCUGCAAUGCAGGAGGAAGCAUCUAAAGAAAGAAAAGCCAUGAUAGAAAAACAUCAUCAAAAACUGGAAGCCCAAAUGAAGGAAGCAAAGGAAGAUUACAAAGCCAGCAUGGAUUCCAUACCUGUUGGCUGGGAUGCUGUGGGCAUGGCUAUGGCAGAAACACUUGUGAAUGGUUUCAGUGCAUUCAUCAGUGGAAGCGUGUUGAAGGCUUUCUCUGGGGAAAGCAGUAAUAAAUGUCAUAAUUCCAGUUCAAGGAAUGAUCAUAAUAACACCUAUCCGAAUUCUGCUGAAGGAGUUGAGAAUGAUAUCAUUUAUAAAGCAGAGACUCUACAAAAUGUUAUUCAGCAUAUUCGUCCUUUCCUGAAUGAGGAUAACAAAAUUAACUUGAGUAAGUUGAACAGUGCAGAUGGAGCUGACAUGUUAAGCUAUUGUAAAAAAAGCUUGGAUGAUUUGCAGCAGAAAGCAACAGAUGGAAUGGACUGCAAAGAGAAGCACACAGCAUUGAUGAUCUGUAAAGCAGGAAUUGGAAUAUGUGAGGAGCUGGUAACAAUGGGAAAGUCUAAACAAGUUGACAAAAACAAAAUGGCUGAUCUAGCUGUGAAGAUCAAACAAGUGAUGCAGAAAUCAAUUACAUUCACCUCUCUUAGCAAGGGAAAGACAGGAUCCAUGGGGUUAACUGCCAGUCCACCACACAUUGCUACAGCUCAACCAGCAGAGGGACUCAGUGGUGUACAGACAGCCAGUCUCAAUGCCAGAAUCAAAGUGGACCAGUCUGCAGCUCAGCUACGAGCCUCACAGGAGAUGUAUGAGAAAAGCUUUGAGAAUAUAAUGGAGAAUAACAAAGAACUCCAACAGGUCCUGGAGACUCUGAAGCGUUGUAAUGUUCAGGAAAUAGACUUUAAUACAACUGUGGAGAUGCUCCUGAAGGGAUUGGAUGCAUUAGGCCGUGUGAAGGAACAAUGGGGGAAGAUGGUGCUCUUCUUCACCAUGAUGUCAAACCUGAUCGAAAGCUCACUGAACCCAUCACUUCUCAAAUUCACGGAGUACAGUCAAAAUAUUUCUGGCUAUUCACCGAACCAGCUGACACAGGAUCUACUGUACACACAGAUCUCUCAUGCCACCAACAUUGCCAGCCUUGUCCACAUGAUUGCUGAAACCUACGUACAGGUCUCCACCCACCACCUGAUGGAUCGAAUCAACUGCCUGGGGAAAUUACUGGGACUCGAUCCAAAGCGGGACAUAAUUAACAAUGUGUUCCAGUCACUCACCGCUCUCUUAAUGGAGGAGGUUGAUUGGAAGGGGACCCAAACUGGGACAGAAUGGGAAUGGGAACAUGAGAUGUUUGGAUCGGACUGUGAUGAAGCAUCAAAAGCCAGAGAGGAUCUUGUUAAGAUGAACAAGGAGUUUUAUGAAAAAUGUGUGCAGACGAGAAUAGACAGGAUUAAUAAUAGUGUGAAGAUCUUGCUAUCCACAGUCACUACAGAAGAAAUGAAAGGAAAAUCUCUUUUACAGCGUUUUCCUGCCAGAUGCUUCGCGAAGGCCGACGAGGGAUCCAGCUAUGGGCUGUGGGAAAACCCGGGUCCGACCACGGAAGCGGGUAGCUGGCAAAUGUCGGGUUCGCGAUCCCAGUCACUGACAAGACGGCAAAACCUAGAGGACGAAGCACAAGCUGUUGGACCAAUCAAGGCCAAUGACGAGCAAGGCUUCAUAGUUUCAGCGACAACGCACCCCACGUCUUCAUCAGCAGACAUGGGAAAGGUAGGAAAUGAGUACUUUGCAUCAGGAUUCACCAAGAGAAGGACAUACGAGCUGGGAAAGGGAUCUUGUGGGCUGAGGCAGUAUGAGAUCAAGAAGGGCAUGGGGCUAGGUGUGUUGAAGAGCAUUAAGGUGGACAUGUCCUCAGAGUAUGAUUGGAUCUAUCGCAGAUUAUUAAAAGAGACAAAAUGGGAGAAUACUGGGGCCCAGAUGAAGAUCUUUGCAUCCUCACUAUUAACAGAUCAGGUCAUGGAGGAUUGGAGAGCAAUUAAUAUAGCUUGUUCAAAAGAGGAAAUAAGGAUAAUUCAGGACCCUGGAGCCCCCAACGUUAUUAAUAUCCCUCCUCUGUAUUUCUAA
Messenger RNA from Amblyraja radiata (thorny skate), 2722 nucleotides. RefSeq lists its product as uncharacterized. NCBI's taxonomy places the organism in Eukaryota, Metazoa, Chordata, Chondrichthyes, Rajiformes, Rajidae. The coding region runs from base 14 to 2722 and encodes 902 amino acids. The record is from RefSeq and is a predicted model, not a curated record. The transcript has 5 exons.